This is a messenger RNA of Coregonus sp. 'balchen', 26462 nucleotides long. Lineage: Eukaryota; Metazoa; Chordata; Actinopteri; Salmoniformes; Salmonidae. The record is from the annotation of a GenBank genome assembly.
AUGCUUAGUCUUGCGAAUGCGCACAGUAAGUACUUGUGACUAUAUUGGCAAGAUGGGAAGGACAUCAAUACAGAUGUUCUAUCUAGCCCUCUCAGGCUGUUGUCAUAUCUCUGGAGUGGCUAGGUUUUGGCAGAGCUGUCACAAUACCACACAGCGAGGAGAGAUACUGCUGCAGGAGACACCACAACAACUCUCUCUCUCUCCCCUUCCCCUCUCUCUUUCUCCCCCUCUCUCCUGUGUGUGCCUUUCCUCUCUCUCAUCCCUCAUCUGUUUCUCACCACUUCUUAUCAUUCCAAACGUGUUCUCUCUCUCUUUCCCUACUCUCUCCAGCUUCAUCUAUUUCCCCAUGUUUUCUUUCUCUCUCCCCUCUUUCCCCUGCUCCCUCUCCCCGUUCUCUCUCUCUCUCUCUCUCUCUCUCUCUCUCUCGUUCUGUGUUCAGUGAGCAGGAAUGACGGCCUCAGUGGCUGGAUCAAUGAAGACUCUAAUCAUAAGCCGUAAACUCACCACAUCCCUCUCUCCCUCCCUCUCUCUCUGUUUUUAUCUCCAUCGCUCUUUCUCUCUGACACCCUGUUAUUGCCUCUUCCCUCGUUCCCGUCACUAUCAUCAAUACCAAUGCUGUCAGCCUGUGUGUAGCUAUUUGUCGGUUUGUUGUGUGUGUUUGUGUUUGUCUUUGUGAGUGUAUGUUUGUUUUUUAGGGGUGAUGGGGUAGAGCUUGAGGCUGAGGAUUGUGUGUGUCUGUCUGUGUCUGUGUGUGUGUGUGUGUGUGUGUGUGUGUGUGUGUGUGUGUGUGUGUGUGUGUGUGUGUGUGUGUGUCACAUGAAUAAUACACAUUGCUACUGAACAAAGCACUGUGGGCUCAGCUCCUGAUCUCAGACAUGCACUACAGACAUACACACUCCUUGCAUGCCCUUGAUUACACUCGUCGCUAUGCACACACACACACACACACACACACACACACACACACACACACACACACACAUAUACACUCUCACAUUGGAUACAUUUCACACAAACAUUCAAACACAUUCAUACACACCACAGGAGGUUGGUGGCACCUUAAUUUGGGAGGACGGGCUCAUGUUAAUGACUGGAGCAGGAUAAGUGGAAUGGUAUCAAAUACAUCAAACACAUGGUUUCCAUGGUUUCCAUGUGUUUGAUGCCAUUCUAUUUGCUCCGUUCCAGCCAUUAUAAUGAUACGUCCUCCCCUCAGCAGCCUCCACUGAUACACACCUCAAACCAACAGUGAGAAGGUUAAGACACACUCUACUGGGUGAAACAGGAACAACACGAGAUAGAGAGGGCCUGGGCCAGCACCCUGCAUCUAAAUGUAAUCAUCCUGUUUGGCGUAUUGUACUGAUGAUGAUUCAUAUUUAUUUAGAAACCCUAUUGCUCAGUAGGAGAGGAGGGGGAGGUGAGGGGUGAGUGGUAAGAUUAGAGGGGGAGUAGGGGGUUGCUGUCUCUUCUCCUCUCUGUGGCUGGCUAGAGAGGUUUUUUGGCGGCGGCUGAAACCUUUUAUGCUGUCUCCUGUCUCCUGGUGUCUCCACAGCCAGACCCAGGCCCCAGCCCAGCAGGCUGUCUGUGGAGACAUCAGGAGACAGGAGACAGGACAGUACAGGCCAGGCUGGCUGCAGGACUGCUAGGCUCCAGCAUGCUGGUAUUAAUAUUGAUAUAACAGUCCUCAUAACUAAGGCCAUAACACUGGUCCUAAAACUAUCAGUGGGGAAAAAAAGUAGCUACUGGGUUUCUGCAUUCCAGAACUCUCUGGAACACUUCAGAACUCACACCAGAAACGUAUACUGGUCUAAUAAGAGAAGAGGCACAUGGUCAAAAAAUAUUAAUAUAUGGUGACAGCAUUUUUGUUAGUCGUAAAGCCUUUGGAAAAGCGUCAGCCUCAUCUUCUUUCUCUGUGUUUUUGGAUGAUGAGUAUUUGGUCACCUACAAACAAGCAAGAUUUCUGGCUCUCACAGACCUGUAACUUCUUCUUUAAGAGGCUCCUCUGUCCUCCACUCGUUACCUGUAUUAAUGGCACCUGUUUGAACUUGUUAUCAGUAUAAAAGACACCUGUCCACAAUCUCAAACAGUCACACUCCAAACUCCACUAUGGCCAAGACCAAAGAGCUGUCAAAGGACACCAGAAACAAAAUUGUAGACCUGCACCAGGCUGGGAAGACUGAAUCUGCAAUAGGUAAGCAGCUUGGUUUGAAGAAAUCAACUGUGGGAGCAAUUAUUAGGAAAUGGAAGACAUACAAGACCACUGAUAAUCUCCCUCGAUCUGGAGCUCCACGCAAGAUCUCACCCGUGGGGUCAAAAUGAUCACAAGAACGGUGAGCAAAAAUCCCAGAACCACACGGGGGGACCUAGUGAAUGACCUGCAGAGAGCUGGGACCAAAGUAACAAAGCCUACCAUCAGUAACACACUACGCCGCCAGGGACUCAAAUCCUGCAGUGCCAGACGUGUCCCCCUGCUUAAGCCAGUACAUGUCCAGGCCCGUCUGAAGUUUGCUAGAGUGCAUUUGGAUGAUCCAGAAGAGGAUUGGGAGAAUGUCAUAUGGUCGGAUGAAACCAAAAUAGAACUUUUUGGUAAAAACUCAACUCGUCGUGUUUGGAGGACAAAGAAUGCUGAGUUGCAUCCAAAGAACACCAUACCUACUGUGAAGCAUGGGGGUGGAAACAUCAUGCUUUGGGGCUGUUUUUCUGCAAAGGGACCAGGACGACUGAUCCGUGUAAAGGAAAGAAUGAAUGGGGCCAUGUAUCGUGAGAUUUUGAUCAGUCUUACAGUCUCGUGAGAUUUUGAUCAGUCUUACAAGGGGGGGGGGGGGGGGGGGGGGCUGAUGACAGGGGAAAGAGAAAGAGUGUGAGGAAAAGUGAGAGGAUGAGAUAGUGGAUGGGGAGGAGGAGAGAAAGACAGUACAGGAGAGAGGGAUAGAGGGAGAGACUGUAAGACUGGUUGAAAUGAUGUCCGCUCCUGAGCCAGGGAGAGAAUAGAGCUGUGCUGACAUGUUCCAGCAGGCAGAGAGCAAUACUGUCAUGCCUCAUAGACUCCCAGCUUUAUAGUGAACACACUGUUAUCCAGCAGACUAAAGAUACAGCUUCAUCACAAGGCCUUGUGCUGAAAUGUUCCCAUUAGACAGUUUCAGCUAUAUCCUUUGUUCUUGUUUAUUUUGUUGUUGUUAUCACCAUGGAAAGCGUUUGAUGGACAUGUCUGUGAACCAGUGAUAUCUCUCUUUACAGGCAGCCUGGGGGCAGAUACUGAGGAGCGGUUGGUGGAGCACCUGUUAAACCCCGCCCACUAUAACAAACUGAUCCGCCCAGCGACCAAUGGCUCGGAGCUGGUGACGGUUCAGCUGAUGGUGUCACUGGCCCAGCUCAUCAGCGUGGUGAGCGUGUCUGUGUGUGUGAGUGUGUGUGUGUGGGUGUGUUUGUGUGUGGUGAAUCAUACUCUGUCUCUAACCCACCCACCUUAGAAAAUAACCCCCCCACCCCCUUUCUAUUGCAGCAUGAGAGAGAGCAGGUCAUGACCACCAACGUAUGGCUCACACAGGUCAGUUACACUGUCUUCACCUCUCUCUCCUUACCCCUCUGUCUUCACCUCUCUCUCCUUACCCCUCUGUCUUCACCUCUCUCUCCUUAUCCCUCUGUCUUCACCUCUCUCUCCUUACCCCUCUGUCUUCACCUCUCUCUCCUUAUCCCUCUGUCUUCACCUCUCUCUCCUUACCCCUCUGUCUUCACCUCUCUCUCCUUAUCCCUCUGUCUUCACCUCUCUCCUUAUCCCUCUGUCUUCACCUCUCUCUCCUUAUCCCUCUGUCUUCACCUCUCCUUACCCCUCUGUCUUCACCUCUCUCUCCUUAUCCCCUCUGUCUUCACCUCUCUCUCCUUACCCCUCUGUCUUCACCUCUCUCUCCUUACCCCUCUGUCUUCACCUCUCUCUCCUUAUCCCUCUGUCUUCACCUCUCCUUACCCCUCUGUCUUCACCUCUCUCUCCUUAUCCCUCUGUCUUCAUCCUCUCUCUCCGUACCCCUCUGUCUUCACCUCUCCUUACCCCUCUCUAUCACUUCACCUCUCUCUCCUUAUCCCUCUGUCUUCACCUCUCUCUCCUUACCCCUCUGUCUUCACCCUCUCCUCUCCUUAUCCCUCGUGUCUUCACCUCUCUCUCCUUACCCCUCUGUCUCUCACCUCUCUCCGCCUUAUCCCUCUGUCUUCACCUCUCUCUCCUUACCCCUCUGUCUUCACCUCUCUCUCCUUAUCCCUCUGUCUUCACCUCUCCUUACCCCCUCUGUCUUACCCUCUCCUUUAUCCCUCUGUCUUCACUUCUCUCUCCUUACCCCCUCUGUCUUCACCUCUCUCUCCUUACCCUCUGUCUUCACCUCUCUCUCUCCUUAUCCCUCUGUCUUCACCUCUCCUACCCCCUCUGUCUUCACCUCUCUCUCCUUAUCCAUCUGUCUUCAUCUCUCUCUCCGUACCCCUCUGUCUUCACCUCUCCUUACCCCUCUAUCUUCACCUUCUCCUCCUCCUCCUUUAUCCCCCUUCACCUCUCUCUCCUACCCCCUGUCUCACCCCUCUCUCUCCUUAUCCCCUGUCUUCACCUCCCUCCACCCCUCUGUCUUCACCUCUCCUCCUACCCUCUGUCUUCACCUCUCCUCUCCCUUUCCCCUCUUCCCCUCUCUUCCGUACCCCUCUGUCUUCAAACCCUCUCUUAUCCCUCUGUCUUCCCCCUCUCCUCCGUACCCCUCUGUCUUCACCCUCCUUACCCCUCUGUCUUCACCUCUUUUCCUUAUCCCCUGUCUUCACCUCUCUCUCCUUACCCCUCUAUCUUCACCUCUCUCUCGUACCCCUCUGUCUUCACCUCUCCUUAUCCUCUGUCUCACCUCUCUCUCCUUAUCCCCUUUCCUUCACCUCUACCUCUUCCCUUUCUGUCUUCACCUCUCUCUCCUUAUCCCUUGUCUUCAACCAUCUUCUCUCCUUACCCCUCUGUCUUCACCUCUCUUAUCCCUCUUCUUCACCUCUCUCUCUCCUUACCCCUCUGUCUUCACCUCUCUCUCCUUACCCCCCUUAUCUUACACCUCUCUCUCUUACCCCUCUGUCUUCCUCUCUCUCCUUACCCCUACUCUUUCCCUCUCUCUUACCCCUUUCUUUCACCCUCUCUCUUCCCCUCUAUCUUUCACCUCUCUCUCCUUACCCCUCUGUCUUCACCUCUCCUCUCCUCUUUCCCCUAUUUCCUCUUCUACCUCCUCUCCUUAUCCCUCUGUCUUCCCUUCUUUCCUCUUACCACCUCUUCUUUCUUCACUCUCUCUCCUCUCUUCCCUCUGUCUUCACCUCUCCUUACCCCCUGUCUUCACCUCUCUCUCCUUAUCCCUCUGCUCAGCUCCCCCUCCUUACCCCGUCUUCAACCCUCUCCUUCCUUACCCCUCCCCUCUUCUUCACCUCUCUCUCCUAAACCCUCUGUCUCAACUCUCUCUCCUAUCCCUCUGUCUUGAACCAUCCUUUCCCUGACCCCUCCCCUCUGUCCCCAUUCACCUCCCUCCCUACCGCCUACUGUCUUAACCUCUCUCUCCUUACCCCUCUGUCUUCACCUCUCUUAUUCCCCCUUUCCCUCCUAAUCCUCUUACCUCUGUUACUCUCCUUAAUCCUCUCAUUCCACCCUCUCUCCUACCCUUCUUCCCUUCUCUCUCUACACUCUCUCCUUAUCCCUCUGUCUUCACCUCUCUCUCCUUAUCCCUCUGUCUUCACCUCUCUCUCCUUAUCCCUCUGUCUUCACCUCUCUCUCCUUAUCCCUCUGUCUUCACCUCUCCUUAUUCCAACAAACAACAGACAAGAUAAUUACCAUGCCUUUCUAAAUUUACAUUUACAUUUAACAUUUACAUUUAAGUCAUUUAGCAGACGCUCUUAUCCAGAGCGACUUACAGUUAGUGCAUACAUUACUGAAGAAUGAAGAAUGUUUGAUGAUGUACCAUGGUAUAUAAAUGCGUUGUUAUGUCAAUACCCGACUUCAUUAAAUGUACAUUUAAGAAUGAAUGCAAGGAUGCUCUCCUUUCUGUUAAUUGAUAACUCUGUGAAUUGCAUCGCGCAAGAACACAUUUGUUCAUUCUGCCGCUAAGUUAGGAAUAGGCAUGGUCAAACAAUCCAAUCUGAACCAGUGGGGGGAUGAAAAUACCUGUCCCUGUAUCAGUCUCCUACAACUAAACUCAGACAUUCUGAUCAUUCAAUGGGAACAUGAACACAUUACCAGAGUUUCCCAGUCAGGUUCUUUCAAAGUUCCCCCCAGAUCUUUCCAGGAGUGUUGCAGUACAGUACAGUACAUUGCUACCCAGCAUCCCAUUGCAGUAUGUGGCAGAGAGAGACACAGUUCUGUGAAGGGUAUUGUUGUGAGGGACUAAUCCUGCCAUGCUCCUGAGCUCUGACCCUCUUAUACCCUCCCUGUGUGUCUGCAGCUGGGGCCUGCAAUACAACGUACUGCCCACUGGACAGGUUCACACACACACACAGCUGUAAAUGCACCAAUGUGUAUAAAUCAGUUAUGAACAAACCAGCUGGAAACCUGUUUGUGUGUGUCUGCUUGUGUGUACGUAUGUGCAUGUGUGUGUGUGUGUGAUUGAUGGUCUGUAGUUGAACAGAGAAUGAGCAUCAGUGUUUUAUGAGGCCCUUGGUCGUAGCCAAGAGGAGAUGCCAAGGACACCAGUCCUGAGCCAAGAGAGCCACUGCUAUCACUUUCACCACCAUUAUGGGUCUGAAAGCCCUAUGACAUCACAGUUACAGAACCACCAUUCUAGCUCGGAUAAUACCACAACACAUCACUGUUUCACAGAACCACCAUUUUCAAGUCGUAUAGCCUCUGAGAUCAUGGCCAUUAUGGCUCUACAUGGCAUAUACUGUAACAAUAACAGUUACAGAGCCCCCAUUGUAAAUGGCUAUUAAGGUUUUUCUACUGCCCUAACAGCCAUAGAGUCACUGCUAUCCAGGCCAUUAUGGCUCUUAAUACAGCACAGUUACAGGGCUACUACCAUCAAUGUCAUAGAGGCUACACCAUUAUGGUUCAUAAUACAGCACAGUUACAGGGCUACCACCAUCAAUGUCAUAGAGGCUACGUCAUUAUGGUUCAUAAUAUAGCACAGCUACAGGGCUACCACCAUCAAUGUCAUAGAGGCUACACCAUUAUAGUUCAUAAUACAGCACAGUUACAGGGCUACCACCAUCAAUGUCAUAGAGGCUACACCAUUAUAGUUCAUAAUACAGCACAGCUACAGGGCUACCACCAUCAAUGUCAUAGAGGCUACACCAUUAUAGUUCAUAAUACAGCACAGUUACAGGGCUACCACCAUCAAGGUCAUAGAGGCUAUGCCAUUAUGGUUCUAAAUGCACACUAAGAGCAUGUCAGUGACUGACCCACACUCACACACCUUCAAUCAUGUGUGCCUGGGAGGCAAACUCGCACACACAGAUGCCCAGACACACAUACAUGCACACGUACUGCAGUCACACACACCGUCUGGAUACCUCCUUGGCAGGCGGCCAUUUCAAUCAGGAUGAUUAGAUGUGUGUUUAUGAGUGUUUUUAACUGACUUACUAUAGGGUCAUGGUAGACAUUAGUGCUUCUGUCUUACAUUUCUAAUUAAUAGAGCUGAGCUAUCACACUGUUCCUUGACAGGACAGUAAAGGUCUCUAUGGGAAAAUAUUUACAUAAAGAUCAUUAUGGAAAGUAAAGAUGCAUUUCGCUGAGCGUUAUUUCAAAAGUGAAGCUCACAGCAACUGUUUGUGGGUCUCACACUCUUAUAUGACUUUUGAUUGGUCACUAACUCUCCUUCUGCUCUGUGAUUGGUUACUGACAAACUUCUCAGCUAUGUGAUUGGUCACUAACUCUGUUCUCUGCUCUAUGAUUGGUUACUAACAAUCUUCUCAGCUGUGUGAUUGGUCACAAAAUCUUUUCUCUGCUCUGUGAUUGGUGUCCAGGAGUGGCAGGACUACCGUCUGACGUGGGUCCCUGAGGAGUUUGAUGGCAUGGAGAAGGUCAGACUGCCUUCCAAACACAUCUGGCUGCCCGACGUUGUACUGUAUAACAAGUGAGUUACACACACACAAUUGAAAUACUAUUUUAAUCCACAAAUCACAUUACAGUCAAGAAGGAUCCAAACAUUUUAAAGACAUGGGCUGGACACUUGUGGAUACAGAAAGCACCUUCUUCUCCAAACAGCUAAGCUGCCCAUGCUGCUGACACAGAGCAGUACUUAGCUAGCUGCUUUGCCUUUGUCCUAUGCAGACCGGCAAUCUGGAGGCCACGUACUGUCAGCCUAUGUACACUAUCAGUCAACAGUUUGGACACACCUACUCAUUCAAGGGUUUUUCUUUAUUUUUUACAAAUGUUUACAUUGUAGAAUAAUAGUGAAGACAUCUAAACUAUGAAAUAACACAAUGGAAUCAUGUAGUAACCAAACAAGUGUUAAAUAAAUCAAAAUAUAUUUUAUAUUUGAGAUUCUUCAAAUAGCCACCCUUUGCCUUGAUGACAGCUUUGCACACUCUUGGCAUUCUCUCAACCAGCUUCAUGAUGUAGUCACCUGGAAUGCAUUUCAAUUAACAGGUGUGCCUUCUUAAAAGUUAUUUUGUGGAAUUGAUUUCCUUCUUAAUGUGUUUGAGCCAAUCAGUUUCGUUGUGACAAGGUAGGGAGGGUAUACAGAAGAUAGCCCUAUUUGGUAAAAUACCAAGUCCAUAUUAUGGCAAGAACAGCUCAAAUAAACUAAGAGAAACGACAGUCCAUUACUUUAAGACAUGAUGGUCAGUCAAUACGGAAAGUUUCUUCAAGUGCAGUCGCAAAAACAAUCAAGCGCUAUGAUGAAACUGGCUCUCAUGAGUAACAGACAAAUCUCAACAUCAACUGUUCAGAGGGGACUGUGUGAAUCAGGCCUUCAUGGUCGAAUUGCUGCAAAGAAACCACUACUAAAGGACACCAAUAAGAAGAGGAGACCUGCUUGGGCCAAGAAACACAAGCAAUGGACAUUAGACCGGUGAAAAUGUGUCCUUUGGUCUGGAGUCCAAAUUGGAGAUUAUUGAUUCAAACCGCCGUGUCUUUGUGAGAUGCGGUGUGGGUGAACGGAUGAUCUCUGCAUGUGUAGUUCCCACCGUAAAGCAUGGAGGAGGAGGUGUUAUGGUGUAGGGGGUGCUUUGCUGGUGACACUGUCUGUGAUUUAUUUAGAAUUCAAGCCACACUUAACCAGCAUGGCUACCACAGCAUUCUGCAGCGAUACGCCAUCCCAUCUGGUUUGGGUUUAGUGAGACUAUCAUUUGUUUUUCAACAGGACAAUGAACCAACACACCUCCAGGCUGUGUAAGGGCUAUUUUACCAAGAAGGAGAGUGAUGGAAUGCUGCAUCAGAUGACCUGGCCUCAGCAAUCCCCCAACCUCAACCCAAUUGAGAUGGUUUGGGAUGAGUCGGACGGCAGACUGAAGGAAAAGCAGCCAACAAGUGCUCAGCAUAUGUGGGAACUCCUUCAAGACUGUUGGAAAAGCAUUCCAGGUGAAGCUGGUUGAGAGAAUGCCAAGAGUGUGCAAAGCUGUCAUCAAGGCAAAGGGUGGCUAUUUGAAGAAUCUCAAAUAUAAAAUAUAUUUUGAUUUGUUUAACACUUGUUUGGUUACUACAUGAUUCCAUAUGUGUUAUUUCAUAGUUUUGAUGUCUUAGCUAUUGUUCUACAAUGUAAAUUUUUUUUUAAAAAUAAAGAAAAAUCCUUGAAUGAGUAGGUUUGUCCAAACUUUUGUCUGGUACUGUACAUGGCCCAGACUCCCAAAUAUCAGCGCCACAAGUUUGCACUGAUAACCAACAAGGGGCUAGUGCUUCAGCAACUUGUCAGCAAAUGUCUGCUCCAUGUAGGAGUCAAAAGAGCAACCAACUUCCACAUACACACACACACACACAUACAGUGGGGAGAACAAGUAUUUGAUACACUGCCGAUUUUGCAGGUUUUCCUACUUACAAAGCAUGUAGAGGUCUGUAAUUUUUAUCAUAGGUACACUUCAACUGUGAGAGACGGAAUCUAAAACAAAAAUCCAGAAAAUCACAUUGUAUUAAUUUGCAUUUUAUUGCAUGACAUAAGUAUUUGAUCACCUACCAACCAGUAAGAAUUCCGGCUCUCACAGACCUGUUAGUUUUUCUUUAAGAAGCCCUCCUGUUCUCCACUCAUUACCUGUAUUAACUGCACCUGUUUGAACUUGUUACCUGUAUAAAAGACACCUGUCCACACACUCAAUCAAACAGACUCCAACCUCUCCACAAUGGCCAAGACCAGAGAGCUGUGUAAGGACAUCAGGGAUAAAAUUGUAGACCUGCACAAGGCUGGGAUGGGCUACAGGACAAUAGGCAAGCAGCUUGGUGAGAAGGCAACAACUGUUGGCGCAAUUAUUAGAAAAUGGAAGAAGUUCAAGAUGACGGUCAAUCACCCUCGGUCUGGGGCUCCAUGCAAGAUCUCACCUCGUGGGGCAUCAAUGAUCAUGAGGAAGGUGAGGGAUCAGCCCAGAACUACACGGCAGGACCUGGUCAAUGACCUGAAGAGAGCUGGGACCACAGUCUCUGUCAGAGUGGUGUGUGUAGAUGAGGAAGGAAUCAAGCGCAGGAAACCAGGAGGACUUUAACAGAACUUUAGUCAAAUCUGACACGACAAAUAAACGUCAACCCAACCGGGUGGCGCAAACAGAUUACGCACGAAACACUGUGCGGAGAAAAACAAGAAAAAGCGCACGCAGUGCGAACUCUCGUAACACAUACGAGAGACUCAAAUAUAUCGAGCAACAGCUGACAACAAGACAAUCACGCAUAACACCUGACCCAAACACACAAACUAAAUAAGGGAACAAUUAAGACACAAAUAAGGGACAGGUGUUAUGAACAGACAAAACCAAAUGAACAUGAAACAUAGAACGGUGGCAGCUAGUACUCCGGAGACGACGACCGCCGAAGCCUGCCCGAACAAGGAAGAGGAGCAGCCUCGGCCGAAACCGUGACAGUACCCCCCCCUUGACGCGCGGCUCCAGCCGUGCGCCGACCCGGAGCUCGGGGACGACCCGGACGACGCGGAGCAGGGCGCGCAGGAUGACCCCGAUGGAAAUCGGUCAGUAGGGACUGGUCUAAUACGUCCCUCCUUGGCACCCAGCACCGCUCCUCCGGGCCGUACCCCUCCCACUCCACGAGAUAUUGAAGACCCCCCAUCCGGCGUCUAGAGUCCAGGAUGGACCUCACGGUGUACGCCGGAGCCCCCUCGAUGUCCAACGGGGGCGGAGGAGUCUCCUCAAUCUCAAAGUCCUGGAGUGGACCAGCUACCACCGGCCUGAGGAGAGACACAUGGAACGAGGGGUUAAUAUUUUUGUAAUCAACAGGUAGUUCUAACCUAUAACUCACCUCGUUCAAUCUCCUCAGGACUUUAAAUGGCCCCACAAACCGCCGACCCAGCUUCCGGCAGGGCAGGCGGAGGGGCAGGUUUCUGGUUGAGAGCCAGACUCGAUCUCCAGGUGCGUACACUGGCCCCUCACUGCGGUGUAGGUCGGCGCUCGUCUUCUGUCGACGUAUGGCACGCUGCAGAUGGACGUGUGCAGCGUCCCACGUCUCCUCCGAGCGCCGCACCCACUCAUCCACAGCGGGGGCCUCGAUCUGGCUCUCAUGCCAUGGUGCCAGAACCGGCUGGUACCCUAACACACACUGAAAAGGGGUUAGUUGGGUGGAGGAGUGGCGAAGAGAGUUCUGUGCCAUCUCGGCCCAGGGCACAUAUCUCGCCCACUCCUCCGGCCGGCCCUGACAGUAUGACCUCAGAAACCUACCCACAUCCUGGUUGACACGUUCAACCUGCCCAUUACUCUCCGGGUGGUACCCCGAGGUAAGGCUUACCGAAACCCCCAACCGUUCCAUAAAUGCUCUCCACACUCUAGAGGUGAACUGGGGGCCUCGGUCAGACACUAUAUCCUCGGGUACCCCGUAAUGCCGGAAGACAUGGGUGAACAGAGCCUCAGCGGUCUGUAGGGCAGUGGGUAGACCCGGCAUGGGAAGGAGACGACAGGCCUUAGAGAACCGAUCCACAACGACCAGGAUGGUAGUAUUCCCCUGUGAGGGGGGAAGGUCGGUAACAAAAUCCACCGAGAGGUGGGACCAGGGUCGUUGUGGAAUAGGCAGGGGUUGUAACUUACCCCUGGGCAAAUGUCUGGGCGCCUUACACUGGGCACACACCGAACAGGAGGAGACAUAAAUCCUCACAUCCCUAGCUAACGUUGGCCACCAGUACUUCGUGCUAAGGCAGUGCACUGUCCGGCCGAUACCCGGAUGGCCAGAGGAGGGGGACGUAUGAGCCCAACAAAUGAGGCGAUCGCGUACCUCGAGCGGAACGUACGUCCGACCCACAGGACACUGUGGAGGACUCGGGUCGGUGCGUAACGCCCGCUCGAUCUCACCAUCAACCUCCCACACCACCGGAGCAACCAGACAAGACUCCGGUAGUAUGGGCGUGGACUCAACUGACCUCUCCUCUGCGUCAUACCGCCGAGACAGCGCAUCUGCCUUCCCGUUCUGGGACCCAGGGAUGUAUGUGAUCUUAAACACAAACCGGGCUAGGAACAUAGUCCAGCGAGCCUGGCGAGGAUUCAGUCUCCUAGCUGCCCGGAUGUACUCCAGGUUACGAUGGUCAGUUAGAAUGAGGAAAGGGUGUUGAGCCCCCUCGAGCCAAUGCCGCCACACCUUUAGGGCCUGUACCACGGCUAACAGCUCCCUGUCUCCUACGUCAUAAUUCCGCUCCGCCGGACUGAGCUUCUUAGAGUAGAACGCACAGGGACGGAGUUUAGGUGGAGUGCCAGAACGCUGGGAAAGAACGGCCCCUAUCCCGGCCUCUGACGCGUCCACCUCUACUUGGAACGGUAAAGAGGGAUCCGGAUGCGCCAACACCGGCGCCGAGGUAAACAGGUCCUUUAGUCUCCCAAAUGCCCUGUCCGCCUCAGCUGACCACCGCAAGCGCACCGGACCCCCCUUUAACAGAGACGUUAUGGGAGCUGCCACCUGUCCAAAACCCCGGAUAAACCUCCGGUAAUAAUUCGCAAAACCCAAGAACCGUUGCACCUCCUUCACAGUGGUUGGGAUCUGCCAAUUACGCACAGCUGUCACCCGGUCUACCUCCAUCUUCACCCCUGACGCAGAUAACUGGUAACCCAGAAAGGAGACCGACUUCUGGAAAAAACAGACAUUUCUCUGCCUUGACAUAUAGGUCAUGCUCCAACAGCCUCCUCAAUACUCGGCGCACCAGGGCUACAUGCUCAGCACGGGUAGGACUAUACACCAGAAUGUCGUCGAUGUACACAACUACUCCCUGUCCCUGCAUGUCCCGGAAAAUCUCAUCGACGAAGGAUUGGAAGACUGAGGGAGCAUUCAUCAACCCAUAUGGCAUGACUAGAUACUCGUAGUGUCCGGAAGUCGUGCUAAACGCUGUCUUCCAUUCAUCGCCCUCUCGAAUGCGCACCAAGUUAUAUGCGCUCCUAAGAUCCAAUUUUGUAAAGAACUGCGCACCGUGCAGUGACUCCGUCAUAGUCGCAAUCAGAGGAAGUGGAUAGCUGUACUUCACUGUGAUCUGAUUGAGACCGCGGUAAUCAAUACACGGGCGCAGACCUCCAUCCUUUUUCUUCACAAAAAAGAAACUUGAGGAAGCGGGUGAAACGGAGGCCCGUAUGUAUCCCUGCCUAAGAGACUCAGAGAUGUAUGUCUCCAUAGCCUUUCUCUCCUCUUGAGACAAGGGAUACACAUGGCUCCGCGGGAGAGCUGCUCCUGACUGGAGAUCUAUCGCACAAUCCCCCCGUCUAUGAGGCGGCAGCUGCGCCGCCCUAGUCUUACUGAACGCCAGUGCCAAAUCCUCAUACUCGGGGGGAAUCUGCAGUGCUGGCAUUAGAUUCGGACUCUCCACCGAGGUCGCCCCUAUGGAAACACCCAGACACCGCCCCUCACAUUGAGCAGACCACCCUUUAAGAGCUUUCUCUCGCCACCUAAUAAUAGGGUCAUGAGUCAUCAACCAGGGAAGACCCAGCACUACCGGAUACGCAGGAGAGUCAAUCAGAUAGAGCUGAAUUCUCUCCUCAUGACCCUCCUGCGCCGUCAUCUGAAUGGGUGCUGUGACUUCCCUAAUCAACCCAGACCCUAACGGACGGCUAUCUAGGGCAUGGACGGGGAAAGGCUUAUCCACUGGAAGGAGGGGAAUCCCUAACUCUAUACAGAACUGGCGAUCUACAAAAUUCCCAGCUGCGCCUGAAUCUACCAGCGCCUUAUGCUGGGAACGAGGUGCAACCUGUGGGAAACAAACAGGCAAGGUUAGGUGCACGACAGAAAGCUCUGGGUAAGCAGGGCGCCUACUCACCUGGGGGGACCCCCCAAUGCGUGACCUGCCAUCUCCCUCACUGGAGGACCCGCCCCAACACCUAGCCGCGGUGUGCCCUCCACGACCACAGUUGGUGCAAGGGCCGGGUCCCCUCGGGCUCCUCCUCCUCCGUUCCCUAGCGCCAGCACCUCCGAGCUCCAUAGGGCUCGGCUCGGAGGUGCUGGAGAGUGGAAUGGGCAAACCCCCCCCUCCGGGACGCCCACGGGUGGCGAGCAGGGUAUCCAGCCGGAUGGCCAUGUCGACCAGCUGGUCGAACGUCAACGACGUGUCCCUGCACGCCAACUCUCGCUGGACGUCCUCCCGGAGGCUGCAGCGGAAAUGGUCGAUAUGGGCCCGCUCAUUCCACCCUGCAUCAGCCGCUAGGGUCCGAAACUCUAAGGCAAAGUCCUGGGCGCUCCUCAUCCCCUGUCGGAGGUAGAAUAGACGUUCCCCCGCCGCCUUCCCUUCCGGUGGAUGGUCGAACACAGCACGGAAGCGGCGGGAGAACUCCGCAUAGUUCGUGGUCGCGGCGUCCAUUCUCCUCCACUCGGCGUUGGCCCACUCCAACGCCUUGCCGGUGAGACAGGAGAUGAGGGCUGAGACGCUCUCGUGUCCCGAGGGCGCCGGGUGUACGGUGGCGAGGUAGAGCUCCACCUGCAGCAGGAACCCUUGACACCCGGCAGUGGAGCCGUCGUACGCCCUCGGGAGCGAGAGCCGAAUCCCACUAGGUUCCGGAGAUGAGACAGGGGGGCUGACCGAUGGGGCUGGUUCGGUUGGUAGAGGUGUGGGAACCCCGCUGGUCUCCCAUCGGUGCAGAGUAUUCAUCACCCCCUCCAGGGCAUGACAGACCUGGUUGAUGCGGUCCUCCUGACCACGAAGACGUUCAGCCAUCUCGGCUGUUGGCGCGGUCGCUCCUGCUGAUUCCAUGGGUUGAUGCGUGAUUCUGUCAGAGUGGUGUGUGUAGAUGAGGAAGGAAUCAAGCGCAGGAAACCAGGAGGACUUUAACAGAACUUUAGUCAAAUCUGACACGACAAAUAAACGUCAACCCAACCGGGUGGCGCAAACAGAUUACGCACGAAACACUGUGCGGAGAAAAACAAGAAAAAGCGCACGCAGUGCGAACUCUCGUAACACAUACGAGAGACUCAAAUAUAUCGAGCAACAGCUGACAACAAGACAAUCACGCAUAACACCUGACCCAAACACACAAACUAAAUAAGGGAACAAUUAAGACACAAAUAAGGGACAGGUGUUAUGAACAGACAAAACCAAAUGAACAUGAAACAUAGAACGGUGGCAGCUAGUACUCCGGAGACGACGACCGCCGAAGCCUGCCCGAACAAGGAAGAGGAGCAGCCUCGGCCGAAACCGUGACAGUCUCAAAGAAAACCAUUAGUAACACACUACGCUGUCAUGGAUUAAAAUCCUGCAGCGCACGCAAGGUCCCCCUGCUCAAGCCAGCGCAUGUCCAGGCCCGUCUGAAGUUUGCCAAUGACCAUCUGGAUGAUCCAGAGGAGGAAUGGGAGAAGGUAAUGUGGUCUGAUGAGACAAAAAUAGAGCUUUUUGGUCUAAACUCCACUCGCCGUGUUUGGAGGAAGAAGAAGGAUGAGUACAACCCCAAGAACACCAUCCCAACUGUGAAGCAUGGAGGUGGAAACAUCAUUCUUUGGGGAUGCUUUUCUGCAAAGGGGACAGGACGACUGCACCGUAUUGAGGGGAGGAUGGAUGGGGCCAUGUAUCGCGAGAUCUUGGCCAACAACCUCCUUCCCUCAGUAAGAGCAUUGAAGAUGGGUCGUGGCUGGGUCUUCCAGCAUGACAACGACCCGAAACACACAGCCAGGGCAACUAAGGAGUGGCUCCGUAAGAAACAUCUCAAGGUCCUGGAGUGGCCUAGCCAGUCUCCAGACCUGAACCCAAUAGAAAAUCUUUGGAGGGAGCUGAAAGUCCAUAUUGCCCAGCGACAGCCCGAAACCUGAAGGAUCUGGAGAAGGUCUGUAUGGAGGAGUGGGCCAAAAUCCCUGCUGCAGUGUGUGCAAACCUGGUCAAGACCUACAGGAAACGUAUGAUCUCUGUAAUUGCAAACAAAGGUUUCUGUACCAAAUAUUAAGUUCUGCUUUUCUGAUGUAUCAAAUACUUAUGUCAUGCAAUAAAAUGCAAAUGAAUUACUUAAAAAUCAUACAAUGUGAUUUUCUGGAUUUUUGUUUUAGAUUCCAUCUCUCACAGUUGACGUGUACCUAUGAUAAAAAUUACAGACCUCUACAUGCUUUGUAAGUAGGAAAACCUGCAAAAUCGGCAGUGUAUCAAAUACUUGUUCUCCCCACUGUAUACAGUGGGGGAAAAAGUAUUUAGUCAGCCACCAAUUGUGCAAGUUCUCCCACUUAAUAAGAUGAGAGAGGCCUGUAACUUUCAUCAUAGGUACACGUCAACUAUGACAGACAAAUUGACAAUUUUUUUUCCAGAAAAUCACAUUGUAGGAUUUUUUAUGAAUUUAUUUGCAAAUGAUGGUGGAAAAUAAGUAUUUGGUCACCUACAAACAAGCUUUUCUGGCUCUCACAGACCUGUAACUUCUUCUUUAAGAGGCUCCUCUGUCCUCCACUCGUUACCUGUAAUAAUGGCACCUGUUUGAACUUGUUAUCAGUAUAAAAGACACCUGUCCACAACCUCAAUCAGUCACACUCCAAACUCCACUAUGGCCAAGACCAAAGAGCUGUCUAAGGACACAAGAAACAAAAUUGUAGACCUGCACCAGGCUGGGAAGACUGAAUCUGCAAUAGGUAAGCAGCUUGGUUUGAAGAAAUCAACUGUGGGAGCAAUUAUUAGGAAAUGGAAGACAUACAAGACCACUGAUAAUCUCCCUCGAUCUGGGGCUCCACGCAAGAUCUCACCCCGUGGGGUCAAAAUGAUCACAAGAACGGUGAGCAAAAAUCCCAGAACCACACGGAGGGACCUAGUGAAUGACCUGCAGAGAGCUGGGACCAAAGUAACAAAGCCUACCAUCAGUAACACACUACGCCGCCAGGGACUCAAAUCCUGCAGUGCCAGACGUGUCCCCCUGCUUAAGCCAGUACAUGUCCAGGCCCGUCUGAAGUUUGCUAGAGUGCAUUUGGAUGAUCCAGAAGAGGAUUGGGAGAAUGUCAUAUGGUCAGAUGAAACCAAAAUAGAACUUUUUGGUAAAAACUCAACUCGUCGUGUUUGGAGGACAAAGAAUGCUGAGUUGCAUCCAAAGAACACCAUACCUACUGUGAAGCAUGGGGGUGGAAACAUCAUGCUUUGGGGCUGUUUUUCUGCAAAGGGACCAGGACGACUGAUCUGUGUAAAGGAAAGAAUGAAUGGGGCCAUGUAUCGUGAGAUUUUGAGUGAAAACCUCCUUCCAUCAGCAAGGGCAUUGAAGAUGAAACGUGGCUGGGUCUUUCAGCAUGACAAUGAUCCCAAACACACCGCCCGGGCAACGAAGGAGUGGCUUCGUAAGAAGCAUUUCAAGGUCCUGGAGUGGCCUAGCCAGUCUCCAGAUCUCAACCCCAUAGAACAUCUUUGGAGGGAGUUGAAAGCGACAGCCCCAAAACAUCACUGUUCUAGAGGAGAUCUGCAUGGAGGAAUGGGCCAAAAUACCAGCAACAGUGUGUGUUAAACCUUGUGAAGACUUACAGAAAACGUUUGACCUGUGUCAUUGCCAACAAAGGGUGUAUAACAAAGUAUUGAGAAACUUUUGUUAUUGACCAAAUACUUAUUUUCCACCAUAAUUUGCAAAUAAAUUCAUUAAAAAUCCUACAAUGUGAUUUUCUGGAUUUUUUUUUCUCAUUUUGUCUGUCAUAGUUGACGUGUACCUAUGAUGAAAAUUACAGGCCUCUCUCAUCUUUUUAAGUGGGAGAACUUGCACAAUUGGUGGCUGACUAAAUACUUUUUUUCCCCCACUGUAUAUACACACACACACACACACACACACACACACACACACACAUACACACACACACACACACACACACACACACACACACACACACACACACACACACACAUACACACACACACAUAGUACAGUACAGCAGUGUUUCUGAACUCCAGUCCUCUAGUACCCUAUCUUAUCGUUGUGUCUUAACCCUGUGUAAGCUAUCUUAUCAGUGAAAGUGAUCUGUCUGGCCUCGAUCUCCUCUUUCUCUAAUGCCAUCUUACACUGAUUAACCAACCGGCUGGGGCUAAACGGGUCUACUUACCCCCUCAACCACACUCACUCCCAACACAUUAACACUGUCAGUCACAAACUAAUGGGUUCCAUUGAUUUAAAUUCUUACGAAGGGAGUCAGUAUCUUGAUCUUCCUCCUGUGCUCCUUUUCUGUGUUCUCUAUCUGAGUUAUUUGACCUGUUCUCUACCUGAGUUAUUUGACCUGUUCUCUACCUGAGUUAUUUGACCUGUUCUCUACCUGAGUUAUUUGACCUGUUCUCUACCUGAGUUAUUUGACCUGUUCUCUACCUGAGUUAUUUGACCUGUUCUCUACCUGAGUUAUUUGACCUGUUCUCUACCUGAGUUAUUUGACCUGUUCUCUACCUGAGUUAUUUGACCUGUUCUCUACCUGAGUUAUUUCACCCGUUCUCUACCUGAGUUAUUUCACCUGUUCUCUACCUGAGUUAUUUCACCUGUUCUCUACCUGAGUUAUUUCACCUGUUCUCUACCUGAGUUAUUUCACCUGUUCUCUACCUGAGUUAUUUCACCUGUUCUCUACCUGAGUUAUUUCACCUGUUCUCUACCUGAGUUAUUUCACCUGUUCUCUACCUGAGUUAUUUGACCUGUUCUCUACCUGAGUUAUUUGACCUGUUCUCUACCUGAGUUAUUUCACCUGUUCUCAACCUGAGUUCUCUUGAGUUGUCCUAGCUGUGUCCAGGUUAAGGAAGGAUGAUGUUCACCUGAGCAGUGACCAGCAUGUUUAUAUAAGGAGGCAUGUGUUACCUUAUAGUCCUGAUACGCAUCACACCCUCAUCUGUCUGACCUUCUCCAUCUCUCUGUAGUCAGAAUGUGUGUGUGUGUGUGUGUGUGUGUGUGUGUGUGUGUGUGUGUGUGUGUGUGUGUGAUAUCUUCUGUGGUCAUCUUACCCGGCUGUCUGUAACAGUAGUCUUACCUGUCCUGCCCCUGUCACCCAGUCCUGCCCCUGUCCCCCAGUCCUGCCCCUGUCCCCCAGUCCUGUCUGUGUGAGAUGUGUGGCUGAAGCUGUGUGUGUGAUAAAGGAUCUGUAGUGAGACUGGAGGAAAUCUAAUGAGACACACAGAGAGCUGAAGUUACAUUUACCCCCAUUUACAGGAGAAAAACGGUGUCUCGCUCUUUUUCUGCUAAUUUUAAUCUGUAUUUAUUACUAAUUUGUUUUCAAAGAUGUGAUAGAUUUAAAAGGGCAUGCAUUUUAUAUACUGUAUUUUAAUAUGUAAAAUCCUUCCAAUGGUGUAAUGUUGUCUCUCUCUCCAUCCCUCCUUCCUUAGUGCUGAUGGUAUGUACGAGGUGUCCUUCUACUCUAACGCGGUGGUCUCCCAUGACGGCAGUAUCUUCUGGCUGCCUCCAGCCAUCUACAAGUCAGCCUGUAAGAUCGAGGUCAAACACUUCCCCUUCGACCAGCAGAACUGCACCAUGAGGUUCCGCUCCUGGACCUACGACCGCACAGAGAUCGACCUGAUCCUGAGGUCCGACGUGGCCAGCAUGGAUGACUUCACGCCCAGCGGAGAGUGGGACAUCAUCGCCCUGCCGGGGCGUCGCAACGAGAACCCUGCCGACCCCACCUACGUAGACAUUACCUAUGACUUCAUCAUCCGCAGGAAACCUCUGUUCUACACCAUCAACCUCAUCAUCCCCUGUGUCCUCAUCACCUCUCUGGCUAUCUUAGUGUUCUAUCUGCCCUCUGACUGUGGAGAGAAGAUGACUCUGUGUAUCUCUGUCCUGCUGGCCCUCACUGUGUUCCUCCUGCUGAUCUCUAAGAUCGUCCCUCCCACCUCCCUGGACGUUCCUCUGGUCGGGAAGUACCUGAUGUUCACCAUGGUCCUGGUGACUUUCUCUAUUGUCACCAGUGUGUGUGUUCUCAACGUGCACCACCGCUCCCCUACCACACACACCAUGCCCCCCUGGGUCAAGCUGGUGUUCCUCAACAAACUGCCUGCGCUGCUCUUCAUGCGCCAGCCCCGGAACAGCUGCGAGCGCCAGAAGCUGCGGCAGCAACGGAGGGGCCAGGAGCAGAGGGAGAGGGGCAGAGAUGGGGGCUCCGCCGGGGGGCUGAUGGUGGGCCUGGGGCUGGGGGGCGAAGGGGGUGGCACGGAUAACAACGACCCCUGUACGUGCUAUGUGAACCGGGCGUCCGUGAAACAGUUUGUAGGGGAGCUGGGAGGGGGCGCAGGGGGAGGGGGGUCGAUGGAGGGGCUGAAUGGGCUGAGGGAGGGCAGGGAGGGGGGGCAGGGGAACCGGCCUCGGGGGAAUCAGGGAGGAGGGGGCCCAGCCCUGACCCAGGCCGUGCUAGGACAGGCCUGCCCUGGGUUCGAGGAGGCUGUCGACGGGGUCCGCUUCAUCGCCAACCACAUGAAGAGUGAAGAUGACGACCAGAGCGUGAGUAACAUAGAAAUACACCCUUUAUUCACCAUUCACUACCACUAUAUAUCACAUUAUAGAUCUGAUCUAUUGACCCUGUUUUGCCAUACACAUCAUAUAAUGUUACUCACACUAGGUCUAGAAGGCCAUAUAUCUACACUUAUUCACAGCAGAUAGGCCUGUUUCUAUUCAUGGGUUGCACGUUUCGUGACAAUAUUGUUUUGAACACACUGAUUUAAUCUAAAGUGCAUUACAGUGGCCUGGAAAUACAAUGACAUUUCAAAAGGUAGCAAAUAAUUAGUAGGAAGACAUUUUGACAUCAUGUUGAUGUCGCCAGAUUGACUGCAGUAUAAUGUUAGCUAGCUUGCUAAGAUUGAGGGGAGACCCGCGGAUUUGAACUAGCUAACGUUAGCAUUGCUAGCUAUUUUUGACAAACCUUGCUAGCUAAUGACAACAUCUGUUUAAAGGAAAUAUGACGACAUGAUAAUGAUGGCAAAGUUGUGUCCUACUAAAUAUUUGCCCACUUUAGCAAUCUAAUCGUAUUUCCAGGCCACUAUAGUGUAAUUUAGAUGAAACAGUCAUUAGCCUCCGUUCAGAAUGACUGGGCUUAUCACGAUUUUUGGGCACCACAAUGGUAGAGGGCGGCUUGAGAACGUUCAUAACAGCGGCAUGACACGACCGAGUGACGGGGGUGCAACCUAUAAAUAGCUACCACCUACUGCUACAAUCUAGGGAGAAUGACUAUGGGUGAAUGGUUAUGAAUUCAUGGGCUACACUUGUUCUGCUCUGAAUAUUCAACAUACAGUUUUAUUCUUAGCUACUGUAUGACAUCAGCAUUGUGAGUGAAUAAAACAGGGCUCACCCUACGUAGGAGUAGAGGAGUAGAAAGAGAGGAGGAUGAAUGACGGAGGGGGGGAUUUUUCCUUCGGUGGGCAGGGAGAGGGAGGGAGGAACAUUCUCCUGGAAUGAGAGACCCUGACAUAGUGAAUUAACAGUCCUCGUAAUUCUGUCCAUCAGCGCCACUCAUCAUCUCCAUGGUUACCGCCCGUCUCCAUGCCGACCGCUUUUAAGACCCACCUCAUCCUUCUUUCACUCCAUGUCCUCCCUCCUGCCCUCUUCAAGUCAUCAUCCAGGUCCUCCCUCCCCUUCCCUGCAGUACUCAUCCAUCUCUUAUUCCCCUACACCCGGUCUCUCUUUCUCUCUCCCCUCUCCUCCCCCUCUUUCAGUGUCAGACCUCAUCAGAGCUCUGUGGUGGAAUCCAGUCUCUACUCACAUUAACCUUUCAACUCUUCCUCUCACCCCCCCCCUUAAUUGGUGAGGGGGAGGGAAGGAGAGAGAGAGAGAGAGAGAGAGAGAGAGAGAGAGAGAGAGAGAGAGAGAGAGAGAGAGAGAGAGAGAGAGAGAGAGAGAGAGGUGAUGGAGGAAGAGAAGAAAAGAAAAGAGUGCUGUGUAUCCCUUCAUCGUCUACAGUGCCUUCAGAAAGUAUUCACCACUUGACUAAUAAAAAUAAAAAAAGCAGACAUUGAAUAUCCUUUUGAGCAUGUAAAGUUAUUAAUUACACUUUGGAUGGUGUAUCAAUACGCCCAGUCACUACAAAGAUACAGGCGUCCUUCCUAACUCAGUUGCCAGAGAGCAAGGAAACCUCUCAGGGAUUUCACCAUGAACCCAAUGGUGACUUUAAUACAGUUACAGAGUUUAAUGGCUGUGAUAUGAGAAAAAUUAGGAUGGAUAAAAAAUAUUGUAGUUUCUUCACAAUACUAACUUAGAUGACAGAGUGAAAAGAAGGAAGCCUGUACAAAAUUAAAAUAUUUCAAAACAUGCAUCUUGUUUGCAACAAGGCACCAAAGUAAUACUGCAAAAAAUGCGGCAUGAAUACAAAGCGUUAUGUUUGGGGCUAAUCUGACACAACACAUUAAUGAGUAUCACUCUUCAUAUUUUCAAGCAUGGUGGUGGCUGCAUCAUGUUAUGGGUAUGCUUGUCAUCGGCAAGGACUAGGGAGUUUUUUAGGAUAAAAAUAAAUGGAAUAGAGCUAAGCACGGCAAAAUCCUAGAGGAAAACCUGGUUCAGUCUGCUUUUCAGCAGACACUGGGAGACAAAUUCACCUUUCAGCAGGACAAUAACCUAAAACACAAGGCCAAAUAUACACUGGAGUUGCUUACCUAACACAACAUUGAAUGUUCCUGAGUGGCCUAGUUACAGUUUUGACUUAAAUUGACUUGAAAAUAUAUGGCAAGACUUGAAAAUGGCUGUCUAGCAAUGACCAACAACCAACUUGACAGAGCUUGAAGAAUUUUUAAAAGAAUAAUGGGCAGAUAUUGUACAAUCCAGGUGUGCAAAGCCCUUAGAGACUUACCCAGAAAGACUCACAGCUGUAAUCACAGACAAAUGUGAUUUUAACAUGUAUUGACUCAGGGGUGUGAAUACUUAUCUAAUCAAGAUACUGUAUAUUAGUGUUUUAUUUUCCAUAAAUACAAUUAUUAUUAUUACUUAUUUUUUACUGUGACAUUACAGAGUAUUUUGUGUUGAUCGUUGACAACAAAAUGACAAUUAAAUCCAUUUGAAUCCCACCUUGUAACACAACAAAAUGUGGAAAAAGUCAAAGGGUGUGAAUACUUCCUGAAACCAUUCUACGUAUAGAAACCUCUGCCUACCCCCUCUUCAGGUGAGCGAGGACUGGAAGUAUGUUGCGAUGGUGAUUGACCGUCUGUUCCUGUGGAUCUUUAUAAUCGUGUGUGUGUCCGGAACGGUCGGGAUGUUCCUGCAGCCACUGUUCCAGAACUACACUGCCAAGACCAUCACCAACACCAACGGCUGACCAACCAGGUGCCCCGCAGCCUCGAUGGACACCACCCCCAUCCAAUCAGCACAGCAGGACAGGGGCAGGAGGGAGGGACCUGGGUUUUAUUAAGUCUGUGGACAGCAGCCACACCUGUUAACCUUUAUGGCCUUUCUACUGAACUGUUCUGAACUGAAUAACUAAACUAAACACCAACAGUAUUAAAUACGUUAUUUUUUUCAGAGGAGGGAUAAAUGGAUGGACAUAUCUUCCUUUUUUCCCAGAGGAAGGUGGAGAUAUCCCUCUCCUCUCUCCCUCUGAGUGGUAAGCGGCAGAAGCCAAUCAGGGAGAGAGGACACUCUCUAUAGUGGUUGACUUCCUGUAGAACGCUACGCCAGCCAAUCAAUGCUCUUCAUUCCAAGCUGACUGUGAAAGCUUACUGAGAGUUUAUCGUCCCACCUCCAACUGGUACAGAACUUAAUGCUUCAGUAACAGAACCUUGAUUGGCGAUUGUGUCAACCAAUCAGAUAAAUGGAAAGGCGGUGGGGGGUGUCAAGGUUCAUAAUUGUUUUUCCAAGCCGCUUCUGUUUAACCAAACUGAUAGUACAGUACAGUAUAUUUUAUCAUAGAAUAGCAGUGUACCACAGUAUAGCUUUGAGUGUAAUAUUAUUGUGAUUUCUCUGUGUCUGUUCCUGAUAGAAAGGUAUGGUGCAGUGGUUUGUUGUAUGAUUCUCUACGUUUUUAAACAAGAAUGUGAUAUUACCUGUGACACAGACACUAACACUAUAUGUGUAGAAGCGACAGAUGGUGAAGGAGAGGGAUGAAAGAGAGAGGGAUAGUGACAGGGAGUUAGAUGGAAUGAGAGGGAGUAGUUACGGUGAAUCCCAAACCACCCCCUCGCCCCUACCAACUCCCUGGGAGGGCCCUCCGUUGUCACGUGUUGCUGACGAAACUCCAAGGGUGACUUCCAGAGAGUAGCGAGGGGAUCAAUAAACCCAUCAAUUUUGGGACACACUCGUGACUUGAAUUAUGCUUUUGUGUUCCUUUUUAAAUAAUAAAACAAGUAUGAAAUUCAAAUGAACAAAUAACCCCUGUUGCUUUACAAGAUUGAAACAGUUAAACGUUUAAUUUGGGAGGUAUUUAAUCCGUUACAUGUGUAAAGUCUCUGAAUCAGACAUAAACAAAUGCAUGUUGAAUAUAAAUAUAAUAUGCACGCCUCUCAAUUUUAAAAAAUGUAAUUGGGCAAACUCCAAAUAUAUUGCAGUGUGUGUCGGGAUAGUACUUCGCUCUGAAGCCUGCAUCCAUGCUGGCUAAGUUGAAGUGGCCAUAGGAGGUUCUAACUAGACCUUACACCCUCCAUAAUUUUCACUCCCUCAGCUUUGGGACACUUGUGCAAAUGGCGGAGGCGCGCGUGAAUGUGCAAAUGGAGUGCCGAGGGGCCAGGCGAAGGGGGUGAUUUGGGAUUCAGCCUUAGAUAGAGAAAGAUAAAGGUGUAGGAUGUCUGCCUAUACAGCUCUAUUGGGAUAAUAGCAGCCUGUGCCAUCGGGUACAGUUGCAAGGGGAUGAGUCUAGAUUCAGUCCGUUCCUGGGAAACUGAGACUGGGUUGCGCCAAUAUGGAGUAAAUUCCCUCCUUUUACAGUUGAGCCAUGAUUGCACAAAAUUGUGUGGUCGAAUAUAGAACUGACAGAUGAUAUGUAUUGUUGGAAUAAUGAUGUUUUCUCAUGAAACAGAAGCUAUUGUGUGUUACGAAUGUUUGCACAAAUGUUAAUUUCUGUCAUCGCUGUGAUUCACAUUAUCAGAGUAAGACAGUGUCUCACUCUUUCUCUGUCCUCUCCUCUUCUCCUUCCCCCUCCUCUCCUCUCCUCCUUCCCCCUCCUCUCCUCUCCUCCUUCCCCCUCCUCUCCUCCCACUCUCAGAUUGUGUUGUGCUCUGUAGCUGACUGCCCAGUGUGUAACGGUGUGUAAUGCUGUAUCAGAUGGAAUGUGCAAGAGAGCUUACUUCCCUCGCUGUCUCACCUCUUCCCUCCAUCCCCCCUCGCUCUCUCUGGACAUCUCUAGUAUAGACGUUGAUUGUAAUUAGGGUAAUGACCAGCCCACCUACACACUGAAGCACUACCCUCCUCUCCUCCGCCCCCACUCCUGCUCUCUCAACCCCCUCCUCCCUUUCUAUACUUUUUCCAUCUCCUCCCCUCUUCUCUGUCCAUCUCUGAACCACAGAUUCCUCAUGUUAUGUUCCCUCUGUCGAUCUCUCUCCAUCCCUCUGUCCCUGCUCCCUCUGAAUCUGGCUAUAACAGGUCCUGGUGGGGUGGGAUUUGGACAAGCACGCACACACACAAACACACACACAGAGGGACAGCCAGAACAAUAUACCUCCAGCUGAGUGUUAGCUGUGUGUUAACUGCCAUCCUGAGUGAUCCCCUUCCAUGACCUUACGUCACUCUGUGGGACACAGGCUUUUCACAGUGGGUUAGCCCAGGACAUCCCCAGGAGAACCCCAGGACAUCCGCAGGAGAGGCCCAGGAGAACCCCAGGACAUCCCCAGGAGAACCCCAGGACAUCUGCAGGAGAGGCCCAGGAGAACCCCAGGACAUCCGCAGGAGAACCCCAGGACAUCCCCAGGAGAGGCCCAGGAGAACCCCAGGACAUCCCCAGGGGAACCCCAGGACAUCCCCAGGAGAGGCCCAGGAGUGUGAAAAGCCUAUCAGAGAGCUGUGAAAUCCUGUGGAGUGGAGUGGUGUCCUCUCUUUUCCUCCAGGCCCUGGCUGUAGAGCUGUGA